CACCGAAAUCAGAGUUCACCUUAGGUUUUAUACUCCCCAUUUUUCUCCCCAUUUUAUACACCGAAAACAGAGUUUAUACUCACCAUUUUUCUCACUAUCCUACUGAACCAGAAAUUUUUUCACAUCUGCAAGAGUUCGAUAAUGGCUGGCACUAAGAGAGGAAGAGCUGGGGCGAGGAAGACGGGAAAGAGUUGCCCAGCAAAAGUGAAACCAGCGCCACCUGAACCUUCUCAAGGCUCGGCCACCAUACAUAGCGAUUCUGCAGAUUUGGACUUCUUACCAUCCCGGACUGUUCUGAGAAAUGUCCGUGCUCGAUCAGCUUCAUUACGUUAUCCAUUUCGAUCUUCAGGAACUCUACACAAUGCGGCCUCAGAACAAACCCCUAAAGAUCUAGCCUCCCAAGCGCCAGCUGGCUCCCCAGAGCAGUCGAUCCUCAACAACAUUCACAACACCGAAGAAGAACACUCGUCGCCACUCAGAAGGGCCGACAACACCAAAGUCGCAAAUUCCAGCAAGGGCAAGUCCCCGUCUCUCGAGCCAAUCAUUAGCCAGCCUGUCAAGUAUAUCGAUAUCCAAGUUCCCCUCAUCCAAUGCCACAACGAAAAGAGCACGACCCACAGCUUCAACGUGACCGAGAACGCCAGAGGGCUCCACGUCAGCAUGGAAGAAGAAGACCCCGACGACGAGGAGGUCGAGUCUUCCCUCGAGCCCGGUUUCGAGCUCGUCCACGGCCACAAGGUCAGGACCGAGACCGCACCACUGAUCAGAAGCAUAUUCGAAAAACACGGGGAUAUCAUGAGUGGGACCCACAUGGAAUCCCCCGUCUCCAUCUCCAACUCACUCGAGCAGCUGAGUGGGGUGUGUGGGAGGCUGCAGCGGGCGAGGUUCGUGGAGCUCACGCGCGCUGAGCUGGACGCCAUGCUGGCGGACGUGCGGGACAUGGAGCGGGCGGGGCUGAGGAUCGUUUGGCUGAGGGAAAGGCUGGAGUUCGUCUCGCGCACGUGGACGGACUACAGUCACUACUUCCGCAUGAAGGAGUUGGUGGCGGAGAACGAGUUGUCGAUAGGUGGGCUGGAGAAGGAGUUGGAUGAGUGCAGGCAGCAGCAUUUGGAGAUGGGGAGAAAAAUCUCGGGCUUGGAGGAUGAGGUGGCGGCCAAACGGGAGAGGACGGAGAGGAUGAGGAGUGCGGUUGUUAGCACGAGAAGUAGGGUUAAGGGUCUGGUGGAUCAGAGUUUGGUUGAAGGUCUUCUUUAG
This is a messenger RNA of Striga asiatica, 1254 nucleotides long. Lineage: Eukaryota; Viridiplantae; Streptophyta; Magnoliopsida; Lamiales; Orobanchaceae. The record is from the annotation of a GenBank genome assembly.